Molecule: messenger RNA, 1446 nt
Organism: Nakaseomyces glabratus
Lineage: Eukaryota; Fungi; Ascomycota; Saccharomycetes; Saccharomycetales; Saccharomycetaceae
Gene: HSM3
Product: Hsm3p
Source: RefSeq, a predicted model, not a curated record
AUGGAGCAAGUGUUUUUGGAGAUCAAUGAGAAGUUACCAGGUCUUCUAACAACAGGUGGUUCUGACGCCACUUUCGCUGAAUCAAGUAAGCUGAUCGAGAGAUGUAAUUUAGCUCUUAUAAGCUUUACAGGAACGCCUACCGCAGUUAUGGAUGACACAAUCAAGUUAAUGAAAAGCAUAUUGGCUUCAAAUGAGAGCUAUAACAUUGAUUAUGACCAAUUGAUGGAUCUAAUGUCUCAGAUGGUUAUUAAGUAUCCUUUUGAUAGGAUUUUGGAGCUAUUCACUGUGGAAGAACUUGCUCUUGCUCUCAAUUCGCCGAUAGAACGGUUAAAUAUUAUGACAUGUGUUGUAGUUGAGUAUUCUGAACCCAGUGGCUUGUUUGCCUCGACUACUUUGAUAGAUAUAUUGUUGCAGAAAUAUUUGGAUGAAGAUUCGAGUGUUAACCUAGUGAACUCUAUAGAGAAAGUAUGGAAAAAAACAGCACAAGAUGAACUUAUCAGAAGAAGGAUAUUAGAAAACAACUACAAUUUUUUAUCUGAAGUUAAGAAUAAUGAACCAAAUUCAUUGGUUUUUACUAGACUGUUAGAACUGCUAAAGAUCUGCUUCACCUACCUGAAAUCCACAGAAUUCAGGAAUUCUUUGUUUCUAAUAUCAAAAAAAAUGAUCAUGGACGCAGUUAAAGACAAUAUUUUGGUAUUUAUAAGUAUCUGCGAAUAUUUCACCUCAAUAUUUAGCAUUGUUCAAGACCAGAAAUCUCAGAAUCCGAGCAAAAUCAUAUGCGUUAGAAAUUGUGAAAAUACAAUCAUGCUAUUUGGAGAUUUAUUUCAAAAUCGAAGUGAGUUCCCUGAUAUUGAGCAGUUUGCAUUGUCAUAUUUGUUCAAAAUGUUCAAGAUACUAUCCUACUUUGAUGAUUUGAUAGUGUUCGAAAAACUUGAUAAUGGGUAUAUACAUAUUGAAGAUGGCAAUGAAUAUCUCACUGACUUUUUGUCCUUCAUCUCUCCCCAGUAUCUUUAUAAGAAACAUUUGAACAUAAUUAAAUCAAAAGGACAUGUUAGACCAAGUGAAAUAUCAAUUAUUAGGAACUUGUGUAUGAGUUCGGAUUGUUUUGACAUAAUAAAAAAAAACAUAACAGCGGAAGAUAUUUUAGCAAUGCCAUAUUUAGAGCAAAUGAUACUAUUGGAAAAGAUGAGUCAAUACGACUACUCAGUUAAAUUUUUAGCGCAACAUUUACCAAAGGUAAUGGGAAGUCUAAUAUCCAAGGAUGUUAAAGAACUACUGGAUAGAGAAACAUUUGACUUCAGGCUACAAGUUAUCAAUAAUUUGAUUGAAUGGGAUGUGGAACAGCUGCAUAUAUGGUACGAGCCUUUGACAGAAGCUAAGGCACAGUGUAUGGGAACUUUUGCUUCCAAGGAUGUGGGAACGAAGAUCGAGUCAUCCUUUUCUUAG